CCGCCUCCUGCUCCGCGUCUUCGGCGGCUUCCGUCUGGACGCCCUACACUUGCGGAGCCGGCCGCGUCGUGAGGGGGUCGAGACCGGGUGUUGGACGUCUGUGCGCAUCCUGGCGACCUGAGAAGCGAAGAUGUCGGAUAUCGGGGAUUGGUUCAGGAGUAUCCCGGCCAUCACGCGGUAUUGGUUCGCCGCUAGCGUCGCGGUGCCCUUGAUUGGCAAACUCGGCCUUAUCAGCCCGGCCUACCUGUUCCUUUGGCCUGAAGCUUUUCUUUAUCGAUUUCAGAUCUGGAGGCCAAUUACUGCCACCUUUUACUUCCCCGUGGGCCCAGGAACGGGAUUUCUUUAUUUGGUUAAUUUAUAUUUCUUAUAUCAGUAUUCUACGCGUCUUGAAACAGGAGCUUUUGAUGGGAGGCCAGCCGACUAUUUAUUCAUGCUCCUCUUUAACUGGAUCUGCAUCGUGAUUACGGGUUUAGCAAUGGACAUGCAGUUGCUGAUGAUCCCUUUGAUCAUGUCAGUGCUGUACGUCUGGGCCCAGCUGAACAGAGACAUGAUCGUGUCGUUUUGGUUUGGAACACGAUUUAAGGCCUGUUACUUGCCCUGGGUCAUCCUCGGGUUCAACUAUAUCAUCGGAGGCUCGGUAAUCAAUGAGCUGAUCGGAAAUCUAGUUGGACAUCUUUAUUUCUUCUUGAUGUUCAGAUACCCAAUGGAUUUGGGAGGAAGGAAUUUUCUCUCCACACCUCAGUUUUUGUACCGCUGGCUGCCCAGCAGGAGAGGAGGGGUCUCGGGAUUUGGCGUGCCCCCUGCCAGCAUGAGACGAGCGGCUGAUCAGAACGGCGGUGGUGGAAGACACAACUGGGGCCAGGGCUUCCGACUCGGAGACCAGUGAAGAGCGGCUUGGCCACCCGCUGCCCUGACCUGGCUGCUGCGUCCUCCAUGCUGGGUGUGCGUAACCACCGAGCCCUGGCUGAUGCCCUUGGACCUGACCCACACUGAAUGUAGUCUUUCGGUACAAGACAAAGUUUUCUAAGUCCUGAAGAAAAAUAUAUGUAUUUCUCCAGUUCCGUGAUUCUCAGUCAAGUCUUUACUGCUAUGAAGAGCAAAUAUCAACUGGGCAGAUUUCCAAACUGA
This is a messenger RNA of Elephantulus edwardii (Cape elephant shrew), 1128 nucleotides long. It is a transcript of the gene DERL1, whose product is annotated as derlin 1. Gene Ontology annotation, molecular function: misfolded protein binding; ubiquitin-specific protease binding. Gene Ontology annotation, biological process: endoplasmic reticulum unfolded protein response. Gene Ontology annotation, cellular component: Hrd1p ubiquitin ligase ERAD-L complex; endoplasmic reticulum membrane. The record is from RefSeq and is a predicted model, not a curated record. Bases 131 to 886 code for a protein of 251 amino acids. The transcript has 8 exons. Lineage: Eukaryota; Metazoa; Chordata; Mammalia; Macroscelidea; Macroscelididae.